Medicago truncatula (barrel medic) is the source of this 1565-nucleotide messenger RNA. RefSeq names its product mitochondrial succinate-fumarate transporter 1. The transcript is spliced from 4 exons. Bases 335 to 1279 code for a protein of 314 amino acids. Gene Ontology annotation, molecular function: succinate:fumarate antiporter activity. The record is from RefSeq and is a predicted model, not a curated record. Lineage: Eukaryota; Viridiplantae; Streptophyta; Magnoliopsida; Fabales; Fabaceae. Gene Ontology annotation, biological process: succinate transport; fumarate transport. Gene Ontology annotation, cellular component: mitochondrion.
AAUGCUCCUUCAAAAGAAUGCAUAGUUUAGGCUGCUGUAGAACAAGUGAGAAACGCGAUCCUUUUCUUCUCCCACACCACCGCGGGUGAGCCGCGACCACUCUCCUCCUUCUCCAUCCAUCACCGCCGCCGCGAUUACUUUCAUUACUCUCCUCCUUCUUCAGUUUAGAGAGCUAUCUCCAUCUCUCUCCACAAACCCUAAUUGUUGUAACUUGUAAGUAGUCAAAAGCAACGCCGUAAUCACCUAUCGCCGCCGUGUUCUUUUCUUCUUCCCAAGUCCUUCAUUGCCUUCGGUAGAACAGCGCUUGAAGGAAGUAGAACAAACAAAUUCAACCAUGAAUCAACAACAAGUUGCGCUGCAAGAUAACAGUAAGAAAUCCAUUCCACCCUACAUGAAGGCAAUCUCUGGAUCCCUCGGAGGGGUUAUGGAGGCUGCUUGUCUGCAACCAAUUGAUGUCAUCAAGACCAGAUUGCAGCUUGAUAGGUCUGGGAAUUACAAGGGAAUUGCUCAUUGUGGUGCCACAAUUGUACGUUCAGAAGGUGUACGUGCUUUAUGGAAGGGUUUAACACCUUUUGCUACACAUUUGACUUUGAAGUAUACCCUUCGUAUGGGUUCAAAUGCAGUACUUCAGUCAGCAUUUAAGGAUUCUCAGACUGGGAAGAUUAGUAAUCAUGGCCGCCUUCUUUCUGGAUUCGGUGCUGGGGUUCUUGAGGCCGUUGUCAUUGUCACACCAUUUGAGGUGGUGAAGAUAAGAUUGCAGCAGCAGAAAGGGCUAAGCCAUGAGCUUUUGAAAUAUAGAGGUCCUGUGCAUUGUGCAGGAAUGAUCAUAAAGGAAGAAGGCCUUCGUGGGCUUUGGGCUGGUGUUACUCCUACUAUAAUGCGUAAUGGAACAAAUCAAUCUGUCAUGUUUACUGCCAAAAAUACUUUUGAUGUGCUUUUGUGGAAGAAAAAUGAAGGAGAUGGUAGAGUUCUUCUACCAUGGCAGUCGAUGAUUUCAGGAUUCCUUGCAGGGACGGCAGGUCCUAUUUGCACCGGUCCCUUCGAUGUAGUGAAAACAAGGUUGAUGGCUCAGGGUAGAGAGGGAGGUGAAGUGAAGUACAAGGGUAUGAUCCAUGCCAUCAGAACAAUAUAUGCAGAAGAAGGAGUUCUUGCAUUAUGGAAAGGCCUGUUACCUCGUCUCAUGCGAAUCCCACCUGGACAGGCCAUUAUGUGGGGUGUGGCUGAUCAAGUAAUUGGUUUGUAUGAGCGGAGAUAUCUUCAAACUCUCCAAACUUCAUGAUUGUAUUUGUAGGGUUAUUUUUUCUUUUUUACAUUACUUUUGCUUUCUCCAUAAAAGACCAAUUCCAUUGUAACCCCAUUAAAAUCAUCAUUUUAGCCUUCAAUAUUAUUCAUGGAUCUAAACACUAAACCCCGAACAAGAGCUUCAUGUCUUUGGGAAUUUCUAGCAUUUAGCUUAGAGAAGUGAUAAUAAUACUUGCCUGGCAAGCCCUAUUUGUGGAUCCAUGUUUGUAGUCAAAUUCAGAAUCUGAAAGGAGAGAAUGAGAUUGCAGUUGCAUUGUUGACAA